Leishmania braziliensis MHOM/BR/75/M2904 is the source of this 4359-nucleotide messenger RNA. RefSeq names its product putative telomerase reverse transcriptase. The record is from RefSeq and is a predicted model, not a curated record. Lineage: Eukaryota; Euglenozoa; Kinetoplastea; Trypanosomatida; Trypanosomatidae. Gene Ontology annotation, molecular function: telomerase RNA binding; telomeric repeat DNA binding. Gene Ontology annotation, biological process: telomere maintenance via telomerase. Bases 1 to 4359 code for a protein of 1452 amino acids. The transcript has a single exon. Gene Ontology annotation, cellular component: telomerase catalytic core complex.
AUGUCUUCCUCGUUUCCAUCUAUCCUGGGCUUUGUCGGCCCGUUGUCACUCAAAUCUUUCCUGGAACAGUACUUUGGUCUUCGUCUCACCUUCUCUGUAGAGGCUGCAUCUCCACCGAGAGCAACCACAGAGGCAGAGACACCAAGUGCUGCCAGGUUUCGCGCUUUACAUGAUGUGGUGCUGCCGCCCAACCAGUCGUUCCUGGUCGUCGUGUACGUAGCGUUGCACGCCUCAUCUCCCCCUCCACCUAUCACGGCACCCGCAUGCACAACACCAGCGACACUGGCUUCGGGCUGCGGUGCAUCUGCCACAGGCCUCGGGUGGCUUCGGCAGCCGCUGGCCCAUCAGCCGGUGGUAGCAACAGCUCACGAUACAUGUGUGAAGCGAGGCAGCCUUACCGACCGACCCAACCCUUCCUCUGUCUCCUCUCUAUCCACUGGAAAGAGCGGCAGCGCUCGUGGUCCUUGGCGUGCCUCAGUCCCUUGGCUUCUCUACACCAACACUUCUCAUCGACCUUUCACCGAUGUUCUGUUGCGCCACCCGUGGUGGGCAUCGUUUGCGGCCUGUCUAGGUCCCGCAGCGAUGGGGUUCAUCGAAAUGUACUGUCCUAUCGUUCUUCAGCUGGAGGCCAUGGCUGGCGGAGUGCAGGUGCUCGGACCUGCACUAAAACAUGCCGCGUUAGAGACGUCGUUUUCCGUGGCGGCGCAGUCAUCGGAGAUGAAGGGCCUUCCGCCACACAGAGGCGCCAAUGUCUCUUCACGUGGUGUGAAGCGUGCCGGCGACGCAGGCGUGUGCACGGCACCUCUGCCACUUCCAAAGCAGAGGCGGGUGGAGACGGUGGAGGAGUUGCUGAAGGCAAAGGCAGGAGGAGGGCUUCAACGAGGAGUUGCUCUGAGCAGUCAUCCGUGUAAAGAUGGCCCAUCUGCCACUCCCGUGCGCAGAGCGGCCAUACCAGCCACCUGGGCGGCCGCGUUGCUGCGCACUGAUGUACCGCGUAUUCGACUCUACAGCGUGCGCAUCUCGGACAGAGACUACGUCGAUGACGGCGACGGCGCACUUCCGCUGCCUGCGGGCUUUCUCGAGGCUCAGUGGCUUCGCCGCCAUCCACACAGUCUGCACAGCGUGUUGCAAACCGCUCUACCGAAGAGGACGGCCUACGGGGCAUCCACACGUCGCUGCUCUGUGUGCACCAGCGAGAGGGGCGCCGGGUGCACCAGUGUAGAAGACAUACCGAUGCGUCACGUGGCGCACGUCUUUCGUUGGUUAGUGCUACAGCCCUCUCAGGGCAGCGCUGAUGCUUCUCCGACAACCCCACUGAGGUUUGACUUGCCGUCCUACCUGCGCCGCGUCCUGUCCACCGUUCUUGACCAGUGCAGUCGUCUGGACCUUCGCGGUGCCGCUCUAAAGCAUACCGGCUACGUGGAGGAGGCGUUUCAUCGUCAGCAACAAGGCGUGGAGCCUUGGGACGUGCAGCGGCUCUCCACCCCUGUGUGCGUGGUGGUCUCCUACCUGCGAACAUUGCUGUCCACUCUACGCUGGGCACCGCGGAAGGGGGCCAAGGAAGGGCCAUUUUGGGGAAUCACCGCAGCUGGUAGCGAACACGUUCUCGAUGCACUCAUGAGAGCAGUGCAGGGCUGGCUGAUCGCCGGUCGCCACGCCGUCGUUCCAGUUUCUCGCUUCUUGGACGGGGUACCUGUGGCCCAGGUGCCAUGGCUGAACGGGUUCUACACGAGCCCCUCGACGUCGUCCUCAGCAGCGACUUCGUCUGCAGCACGUCACGCGCGCCAUGAGCGUUCACGCGUUCAACAGCGGGUUUGGCUUCAGUUUGUCUUGUUUCUCACGCAGGACAUACUGCCCUUCCUGGUGCGCGCAUCCUUCACGGUCACGUGGAGCUCCAAGAAUACGCACACGCUUCUUUUUUUCUCCGUGGCUGUGUGGCGUCGACUAGUGCGCCACGAGGUGCGCCGUACUCAAUCUUUUGGUGCUACCCGUCCGCAGAUGGCACUGACUUUGGGAAGCGUUCGCCAUGCCGGUGUGGAGCGUGCUGCAUUGCCCUCGGCCUCAAGCGCGUGUGGAGGCGUGGCUACGACUGCGCUUGCGUCACUACACUCAGUCGCUUCCACGGCAUCUGCGGUGAUUCCCGCACCAAAAGACGUAUGGUGCGCUAUUCGUACUGCAGGUGCAAUGACGCAUCGGGGUGCACACGCCAACCUUUCCACCCACAGUGGCGGUGCAUCCUGCCUGUACGCUGGCGUUCGCUUCCGCCCUGAUGGGCGCAAGCUGCGACCCAUUGCUGUGGUGCGUAGCGCGCCCCUUCGAUCGUUGAAAGAAAUGGCUCGUGGGUCACCGAGUCCGUACAGCUACUCACACUCUAUCGCGCGUUUGUUGUGCAGACUGGGGUGCAGUGACACCGAUGGUCAGCUGCCCGCGGCGACAGCGACGCUGCUAAGGCGGGUGCGGGCACGCAGUCGUCGCAACCACCGUACCGGCUUCCGUCGCUUUCGCCAUCCGCUGCCCACGCACCUUCCACACAGGGCUGCACUGCAGAAUGCAUUGCGCUGCUUGGUAAGCGGCGUAGAGGAGCAACGUGUGCGGGACGGCUUGCCCCGCCUGAGCAACCUUUCCCACCAAGACGAAUAUGCAGAGCUGCGCAGUUUUUGCGAAGAGGUGCGAGGAGGGCACGCACUGCCAUGCGAAGGUCUUGCAGGUACGGCGUCAGGGGCCUCACCGAACCCACCGCAAGGAGCGGCUGCCUGUUUCACACCUUGCGCCAUGCAGACUGUCACUCUCGUUCGCAGCGAUGCUUCGCGUUGCUAUGAUAACUUACCACAAGAGCGGGUGCUUGCAGCUGUGGCGUCUCUGGUGAAGCAUGACGCCUACCGUGUGCUUCACUUUACCGUCAUUCACGCCCUGAACGGUGAGGCGGCUCGCGCAGGUGGUUGCCUACUCCGGCGCGCUUUUACAACACGCACCAUCCCGUACACGGAGAUGGAGUGCGGCGUUUUGGCUCGCAUUCCUCGCGGCCAUAUCUACUGGGAAGAGGAGGAGGGACGCACACAGGGUGGGCCCCAUGCUACCGCGGCCGCCUCUUGCGCAGGCGACCCCCGCAGCCGCUGCGGCCCGAACUUCAUUUCGGGUGCCGCAGUCCGCGCACUCCUGAGCGAACAUGUACGCCACCACCUUGUUGUCGUAUCGGGAGGUAGCUUGUUUGAGCAGCGCGUCGGGAUUGUGCAGGGCUCCCCGGUGGCGAUGCUCCUGUGUGACUACCUCUUCGCCGAUGUCGUGGACACUGCUUUGUCAUGUAUACUGAGCGAGCAUGCGGAGCGGUCGCUGCUGCUGCGUCGGGUUGAUGACGUGCUUGUUGCCACCGCAUCACCCGCUGCGGCGGAGAGGUGCCUGCAGGCGAUGCAGCGCGGCUGGCCCUCGGUGGGGUACCUGAGUAACCCGAGCAAGCUAACGUUGUCGAAUGCAUGCGGCAGCUUCGUCCCGUGGUGCGGUCUUCUUCUACAUGACACAACGCUUGAGGUCAGCGUGGAAUGGCGGCGCAUCGGGGCGUUACUGACGUCUCUGCGUGUCGGUGAUCCCCGCUACGUGCAUCGUGGGGAUCGAGAGCCGUUGUACUUCACGCAGCGCUUUCUUGCAGUGUUGCAGCUCCGUGUGGUUCCCACGGCGUUGUGCGGUCGCUUGAACUCCAAAACCAGGCAGCUGCAGACCUUCUACGAGGUCGGUCUGCUGUGGAGCCGUGUAGUGCUGGAGAAGGUGCAGGAGACGUUACCGGUGGCGCGCAAUCGUGAUGUGGCAGUCCUGCUGCUGCGCCCGCUGGCCGUCUGCGUAGGUCGUCUGUGGCGGUUGCUUCACCGUCAUCAGCGCUUUCUUGCGGCGCGGCAGUCUUCGUGCGGUGUGUCGGCUGCCGAGGUGCGGGCCUGCGUUUUGACAGCCCUUCAUCGUACAGUACAAGCAAAGCUGAGGGUGUUGCAGGCUCGCACGAUCCGCGUGAUGUGCGCCCAGCGAGGGCCUCCACAGAGAGGAGCCUCUUCUCUGAACAGGUGCCCAAAGAGCCUUUGCGCCCACAAGGCACCAUCUGCUGGACACCAGGGCUGCAAGCGGCGCCGCAAAGGCUGUAGGCGUCGUCUUAACCCGCGUACCCGCUUGCGCUCCUUCUGGUGGAUGGCCGCUGCAGAAGUCGAGUCGCAGUGGCGCCGCGCCCUUGGCGCCCUGCAUCGAGCAGCAUCCCGCGCGUUGCCAGGGCAUGAGUCGACUGCACCUUCAUCGGCUACGUCGGCAUCAUUGCUCAUGGAGGAUGGCCUGGGAUCAAUGCACGCGCGUGCACUAAGCGCGACGCGCCUCUCACAGACAUGA